This is a messenger RNA of Ramularia collo-cygni, 951 nucleotides long. RefSeq lists its product as uncharacterized. NCBI's taxonomy places the organism in Eukaryota, Fungi, Ascomycota, Dothideomycetes, Mycosphaerellales, Mycosphaerellaceae. The record is from RefSeq and is a predicted model, not a curated record. The transcript has 2 exons. The coding region runs from base 1 to 951 and encodes 316 amino acids.
AUGUCUUCCUCAUCAUCAAAGUCGCCCGAUCCAUGCUCGAUCCAACGAGUUGCUAGUAAAGCUCUCCAGACCAAGUCCGUCACCGUGGAGCGUUUCGGCGGAGUAAUCUUCCGCACAUUUCGUUUGCGAUCCACCUCCGACUUCUUUUAUGUGCUKCGAUGCCGACCAUCCAUCCACGUGAGACUUUUGCGGCAAGAGGAGGACGGGUUGAGGAAGGAAGCCACCAUCUUACAGGUCCUUCGAGGCAGAUCUGACCUACUUGUACCGAGACUGAUCGAGUACCACACCACAACGAUACCCCUUGGAAGCUUCUACCUCAUCAGUGGGCCGUUCAAAGGAUCCAUCCUAGCAGACGUGGRGCCCUCAUUAUCCUCCAAAGCUCUCGCCAGCAUCGACAAAAGCUUGGGAAAGCACGUGCGCUGUCUAGCCCGUGUCACAAAUUCUUCCUUUGGAGGUGUCAAAGAAGUUGCUCUGCCUGGAUAUUCGUCCUGGUCGAAGUACUUCGCCAGUCUGCUGGAAUUACUCUUGCGAGACGCAGAAGACGCCUUGGUCAGUCUGCCGUAUGAAUUCAUCCGCCAGCAGGCCCAUCGCUAUAGGUCACAAUUGGACCAAAUCACGCAACCGAAACUCUUUCUCCUAGAAAUGGUAUCGGACAGGAAUAUCGUCGUGGACACUCACAGCAUGAUGGUGUCUGGCUUGCUCGACCUUUCCACUGCGACCUGGGGAGAUCCGUACAUGUCGGAUUGCUUCUAUAAACCGUCUGUCAGUUUUGCGGAAGGGUUUGGAAAGCUUCCCAAUAGAACAGAGGAUCAACGAAUCCGACAAUACUUAUAUAUCCUCUACCACUCUCUGCUGGCUGUCGUACGGCAGUGCUAUCGACCUUCGGACGAUGGGGAUGAUCUGACAGCUCGACGGAAUCUGACGGCUGCUUUGACUCAGUUGGCGAAGUGA